Messenger RNA from Postia placenta MAD-698-R-SB12, 534 nucleotides. RefSeq lists its product as hypothetical. The record is from RefSeq and is a predicted model, not a curated record. The transcript is spliced from 3 exons. The coding region runs from base 1 to 534 and encodes 177 amino acids. NCBI's taxonomy places the organism in Eukaryota, Fungi, Basidiomycota, Agaricomycetes, Polyporales, Adustoporiaceae.
AUGGAUCCUGCCCUUAUGGAAGCUAUCGCCACCGCCAACUGGGUUGAGGGCGGAGAGUCAGAUAAUUUGUCGAUUUUCAACACUGAUUCCGUCACUGCCGCUGACAAAACGAGCACGAUCAAGCGCGUGCAUCUCGCUUGCACCGGCACAUUGGACAAUGUUAGAGGUAUUUAUUCGUACCACUGGCGACUGUUCUUCCAGUUGACUCCUGUGGAAGCUAACCUUGUUGAAAAGCGAUCCGUAGAGCUUCAUGUGACGCUUUUGAACAAGGGGACCGGAAUGGCCAAUACAAUCGCAAUGAGUCGAAAUUACGAGAAUACCCAUCGUUCUGUCGCCACCACAUACUGGGACGUCGUCGACGAUGAAUGGACACGGGAGCGGUUGCGCGUGCUGGUGCAUAGCGGUCUUGGGGGAUAUAGAGGACGCGGGAAAUUCUCAAGCGGGGUCAAGAAAGCCGCAGAGGAGUUCGUGAAUGAAGCAGCCCGCGAGCGCGGCAUGCCCGUGCCGCCGCCCAGAGGAAUCUUCUAUGAUUGA